UGUCCCUCCGGAAGGCAAAGCAGGAGUAUUCAGAGCAGCACCUCAACAUCUCGCUUGGGGCUCCUACUGACGGAGAAGGCCACCUCCACCUCAAGAAAAGCGUCUCCUCCUCUCUUCUACCUCAAUCAUCCAGUGAGGUUGUGCCAGAGGUGUAAUCCACACAGAAGUAUCGACCUUCCUCAGCUUUCCAGGGUGUGAAGUGUGAAGAGAGGCCUCCAGCUUGGAAGGCAGGCCUCCAGCCGGAGAGGACACUCACCAACCUUCGGUGUUCGCCUGCGGAGAGAAGGCUGGUGUACGAAGGCCUUGCGGAAGCAGAAGAUGGCAGCAGUUCACCCAGGGAUCGAGUUGUGCCCUCACUGCAAAAAGCCGUUUAAGCGGUUGAAGUCUCAUCUGCCUCACUGUAAGAUGGCACGUCUCAUCGUGGAGCCCGGAGAAACCCCUCCUCCCGAACGGAAAGCCCGUCUUCCCAAGUCAGCUCCGCCUCAGCCCAGUAAGGAAGAGAAGGGGCCAAGCGAAGACUCCGUCACAGCCCCGGAGCGGAAUGCCACCAAAGGGACAACUAGAAAAACAAUGGUGGCAAAAUCAGAAGAGACGGUUUCAUCUUCACGGUCCCCGGAGGUUUCUGGUUUGAGAUCAGCAAGGGAUGUUCAAGUGAGUAAAGAGAUGAAGAAUCGAGUGAAACUGACCCUCCAAAGGACACGGAAUAAUGAACUGAUGACAGUGGGGCUGGCCCAGGAAGCCGUAGCCUCGCUCUGUGCAGCAGAACUUGAAAAAAGGUUGUCCGGAUCACGGGAGAGCAGAAAUCAAAAUCCUACAACAUUUGACUCCUUUCAGGCCUGCCCUAUGGAACGUACGUCGAGUCGGGAUGGGAGACGUGCUCCAGAAGUCCUGGGUGAUGCCAUCCUCCCUUCUGCGCGCCUCAAACCUCUGGCCGAAGUUUGCCAUCUCCGCAAAGGGAAGACAGUCAGGGAAGCCAUCCAAGCAUCACCGCAGAACGACAGGCGAGACCCCAAAGCUAGUGAAGAAGCCCCCGCGAUACCGAGUCAUCUCAAGACACCUCGCCCGUUUGGCCCUUGUGAGGCUCGGCUCCAAACGGGUGGGACGGAGAACUGGGAUCUCGAAGGCCGGGUCAGGGCCGGGAGUAUGAGGGGCUGCGUGGAAACCGCUAGGAAUUUCGGGUGGAGCAACCAAGCCGUGGAGGACGGGGUGGCCGGAAUGGAAAACCUGGGGCGGCGUGGCCCGAGAGGAGGCCUGGGAGAAAGCCUGACCCUCUCAGAGCCAACCCCAGAGAAUAAAAAUUGGGUAGUUGGUCCCCAGGUGGACCCGUUUCCACAUAAGGAAACGAGCAACCCAAGUCUUUCCCAGAAGCUCGCAAAGCGCCUCCGAGAAGAGAAAAGGAAAACCCACGGUAUUGGAAGCCAAGUGAAAAAGUUAGCGGAGACGGGAGAGGAGACUGCUUUAGCGGCUCAGGCUCUUGCUGAGACCAAGGCCUCACCCACCCAGAGCCAGUGGGCUCCUUCAGAAGGCGACUGGUUUCCCAUGCGCGAAAGCCCGUCCACCGUGUCUGCCCACAGCAAGGCACCGCGUCAUUCUGUGGGUCUGGAAUGGUUUCCAGAGCUGUAUCCCGGUUAUCUCCAGUUGGGACUGGGGUCAGGAAGACCCCUCGCAUGGAAUAUCGGGGCCCAGAAACCUCUUCUCGGCUUCCCUUGGGGGGGAUCCCUCGCUUCAGUCCCUCCCCUGGAGCCAUCUCAGUUUCCUGCCUGGCCGGCCACCCGCCUUUUCUCUCCGAUGGGCCUCCUGGGUGCCCUGCAGCAAGCCUGGGCCAGGUACAGCAGCAGAUCCAUUAAUCUGAAGAAGGGUGGAUUUGGGGGCAUCAAAGUGCUCUUUGCUGGUUACUGCAUCUUGUGCUGCAGCUGGAGCUACAAGCAUCUGACUCCCGCACUGGCACGAGCAUCACUGAUCUGGCCAUCAUGCCGGACAAAGCCAAAGCCACCGGGGCCAGCCAGCCGGAAAUCGUCAAGGGAGAAAAUCUGACUCCUCUGUGGGAAGACUUCAGGUUUAGGCACUGGGGCAGGGAGGGGCUGGGGGUGAAGAAU
This is a messenger RNA of Tachyglossus aculeatus (Australian echidna), 2096 nucleotides long. RefSeq names its product chromosome 15 C17orf80 homolog (gene MTNAP1). The record is from RefSeq and is a predicted model, not a curated record. The coding region runs from base 319 to 2034 and encodes 571 amino acids. NCBI's taxonomy places the organism in Eukaryota, Metazoa, Chordata, Mammalia, Monotremata, Tachyglossidae. The transcript is spliced from 7 exons.